GCACAGUUCCAGCUGACAGAAAGUGAAGCCAUUUCCAAACGAUCUUUAUAGCUUCAUAUUAAGCUCCUGUCUUAUCAGUUAGCGGGACAAAGACUUCCGGAGGAGAUUUGUGUUUAACUGAGGUGUUCAUAGAAAUGGAGAAUAGCGAUGGAGAGAAGACUGAAGAAGGUGAAUCCAAGCCUCCUCCGAGUACGCAACCACUGUGCCGCUUCUUCUCUCAAGGACGUCACUGCAAUUUUGGGCAGAGAUGUAAAUUCCUGCACGUUAUAGAUGAUGGCAGGAUGAAUGAAAAGAAGGCUGUCCGGGCAGACGGCAGGACAGAGGCCACGCCCACAACCUCACCUGCUGGAAAUGUAGGCCAUGGGCUACCUCCUCUUCACAAACCCGUUGUUGUGCCAGCAGCUGCACGUCGACCCUGUCGCUAUUUCAUCUCGGGCCACUGCACCAUGGAGGACAGAUGUCGAUUCUUUCAUCCGCCGCAGUUCCCCUCGGUGGAGGAUCAGCCUGCUGCCGCGAGUCAAACCACGUCCGCACCAAAGAAAACGCCGGUGUCUCGCCCUAGCCCGUUCCAGGACGUCAAGCUUCGUGACCUGACGGAAGACAUUGCCAAGCAGCUCCGAGAAACAGAGAUCCAACAGCUGAAGAAACGUUUUCCCAAAGAUCAGCUGAUUAUUCAAGAACGCAGUGAUGGUAAAGUGACUUACUACCGUGUGACUGUGGAGGCCAGCGAUCCAGACUGGCCUUUUGACCUGAAAGAAAUCGACAUCAUGAUGAGCUUCCCAGACAAUUACCCCCAGGAGAUUUUUACACUGGAAGUCCCACUGGAUCAGGACCUACCACCAGUCAUGGCCAGACAUGUGCAGCAGUCGUCGCAGGAGUGGCUUCAGGCCAAACACGCAACCAAUCAGCUUAUGGGAAAAGUGGAGCUGCUUUUUCGACCUUUCCUGCGCUGGCUCGAUCGCAGCCUGGAGAGACUGUUCACUGAAGGAGCCAGGCAGUUGAAAAAAGACAUUGAUCUGGAGAAAGCCGGACUGCAGUUCAUCACCUAUCAGGAGCUGCAGGCGACGGCGUCUGAAAAGUCGGAGGCCGCUUCGGACACCGCCGCCACGGCCACAGAGAAAGAGGCCAGUGAUGCAGGAGAGAUUAAACAUCCAGAGAGUGAGGGGCCGGUGGAAGGAGAGCAACAGCAGGAGAGUGUCGACUGCGAUGAGGAGCAGCUGCAGGAGGAAGCCAGUCGUCUGGUGGAGAACAUUAAGAUUCAGGAUCCUCGCCGAGGCACCGAGAUGAAGCUGCUGGGUCUGAGGAUGGGAGAGAACACAGCCACGCUAGUCGCCAAUCAGAUUACCGUCUGUCUUCAGUGCAAUAGAUGCAAGGUGACAGCAGACCUGACCCUCAAUGGGAGGACCCCCUGCGCAGCUCAGUGUGAGAACUGCAACGCCAGCAUAAAUGCAGCGUUCAGGCCCUGCAUGCUCCAUCAUUACAGUGAUGUUCUGGGUUACUUGGACCUGCACAACGCGGCCCCGACCGACCUUGUGCUUCAGGACUGUGAUCUCACCGUGGGGUGCCUCAGCUGCUCGCAGGAUGGCCCUCUCCAGAGUGUCUUCUAUGGAAAAACCAAGGAGCUGAACUGCGAACACUGCCACAGCAAACUCAGCAUCCUGGCUGAGAGCACAAGAUUCCAGUUUAUUCAGCCUCGCAGCAACAAAACAGUUCCAACUAACCUUAAUUACAGGACCAUCAGAGAUCCUGCUGUGCAAAAGGGAAAGCCACUGCCAGAGAAAGGAACGUGCAAACAUUACAAGCAGAGCCAUCGUUGGCUGAGGUUCCCGUGCUGCGGCCGGGCUUACCCCUGCGACGUGUGCCACGAUGAGAACCAGGACCACCCCAUGGAGCUGGCCUCCCGCAUGAUUUGUGGCUACUGCGCCAAAGAACAGCCAUACGGCAACGGAAAGCCUUGCAUCAGCUGUGGGAGCAUGAUGACGAGAGGAACACGCACCAGCCACUGGGAGGGAGGGCUGGGCUGCAGAAACAGAGCCAAAAUGAGCAGAAAUGAUCGGCAGAAGUACACCAACACCAACAAAACAAUUUCCAGGAGGGCAGCCGGUGAAAAGAAGUAAACUGGAGCCUUUCCACAUGAAGAAUGAACGAUGAUUUCAAUGAAAUUCUCUAUUUGCACAAUAAAUACUUUUUAUGAUUA
Messenger RNA from Salarias fasciatus (jewelled blenny), 2197 nucleotides. RefSeq lists its product as uncharacterized. NCBI's taxonomy places the organism in Eukaryota, Metazoa, Chordata, Actinopteri, Blenniiformes, Blenniidae. The transcript is spliced from 12 exons. The coding region runs from base 135 to 2117 and encodes 660 amino acids. The record is from RefSeq and is a predicted model, not a curated record. Gene Ontology annotation, molecular function: zinc ion binding.